Lutra lutra (Eurasian river otter) is the source of this 509-nucleotide messenger RNA. RefSeq names its product 60S ribosomal protein L26-like. Lineage: Eukaryota; Metazoa; Chordata; Mammalia; Carnivora; Mustelidae. Gene Ontology annotation, biological process: ribosomal large subunit biogenesis; cytoplasmic translation. The transcript has a single exon. Gene Ontology annotation, cellular component: cytosolic large ribosomal subunit; ribosome. Bases 33 to 470 code for a protein of 145 amino acids. Gene Ontology annotation, molecular function: RNA binding; structural constituent of ribosome. The record is from RefSeq and is a predicted model, not a curated record.
CUGCGGCCAUCGCUGAGGCUCCUGUGGCCGAGAUGAAGUUCAAUCCCUUCGUGACUUCCGACCGGAGCAAGAACCGGAAGCGGCACUUCAACGCGCCGUCCCACAUUCGCAGGAAGAUCAUGUCCUCCCCUCUUUCCGAGGAGCUGAGGCAGAAGUACAACGUGCGCUCCAUGCCCAUCCGGAAGGAUGACGAAGUGCAGGUUGUGCGAGGACACUACAAAGGUCAGCAGAUUGGCAAGGUUGUCCAGGUCUACAGGAAGAAGUACGUCAUCUACAUUGAACGAGUGCAGCAAGAAAAGGCAAAUGGCCCAACCGUCCAUGUGGGCAUUCACCCUAGCAAGGUGGUUAUCACUAGACUAAAACUGGACAAAGACCGCAAAAAGAUCCUUGAACGAAAAGCCAAAUCUCGCCAAGUAGGAAAGGAAAAGGGCAAAUACAGGGAAGAAACAAUUGAGAAGAUGCAGGAGUAAAGUAGCCUUCUCUGUGAUUUGAAAUAAAAACUGUUAAAA